AUGGCUUUUCUAUUCGGAAAGAAAAAGGGUGCACACGGUCAUCGAGAAGGAACCCCUAACGGUCCGAUACCUCCUGCUGCGGCCGGUGUCCCCGGCGGCGGCGCCCCAGGUGGUCCUGGUGGUCCAACGCCCUCCAGCUCUGUCAAUAACUCUCUCAAUAGUCUUGCCGGGGGUAUCGGCGCGACAUCGAGUCCGGAUCAACGUCCAAUCGGAGCACCGACUGGUCCUCCAAGGCCUCAGCAACAACAACAAGGUCCUUCAGGAAAGCAGGCGCCGGGCCCUCAGCAGAAUAUCCAGUCGUCUCAAGCACGGGUAAUCCCCCCCCCCAACACCCUCCGCAACAUCCCAAAGAUUGUAUGUGAACUGAUUAUUGGGAAUAACAGCAAUCGCCUUCGGGAGUAAACCCUGCAAACGUCGCUCUAUAUCCAUGGUCGCAACAGCGAUUAACACUCUCAUCAUCGCAUCCCUCACCGUUUCCGCGCUACGGUCAUGCAGCAAAUGGUGUUGCCGGGAAGGAUGGUGAUAUCUAUAUUAUGGGAGGUCUGAUUCGCUCGCAGACUGUGCGUGGGGAUUUAUGGAUGGUCGAAGGGGGUGGAACCCAGCUAUCUGCGUACCCCGUAAUGACCACAAGCGAAGGCCCAGGGCCCCGUGUCGGUCACGCUAGUUUGUUGGUAGGAAAUGCGUUUAUCGGUUCGUUCUCUUUUGAUCAUGGCGUUAGCCGUGGAAUCGCAUAAAUUGCACUCGCUGACUAGUAUUGGGCCAUCUUAGUAUUUGGGGGCGACACAAAGUUAGAUCAGCAAGAUGUUCUUGAUGAGACUCUCUAUCUAUUAAAUACCAGUAUGCGAUUACCCUAAUUCUUACUACCUGCGUCCGUCGGCUGAUUAAGUCGUAGCAACUCGCCAAUGGUCUCGUGCGAACCCUAAUGGUCCAAGGCCCGCAGGAAGAUAUGGUCAUACCUUAAAUAUACUGGGUUCAAAGUUGUACAUCUUUGGGGGUCAAGUUGACGGACGCUUCUUCAACGACCUGGUCGCCUUCGAUUUGAACACAUUGCAGAGCGCCGGAUCGGGAUGGGAAGUUCUAGUACCAGCGAAGGAAGCGGGAGCUGAUAUGCCGGCAAGCCGAACGAACCACACGAUAGUCACCUGGGCGGAUAAACUCUACUUGUAUGCGUCUGCCUUUCGUCCGCGUCUGGUUCAAGCUGACCAUGAACUAGGUUUGGAGGAACAAAUGGUGUCACAUGGUUUAAUGAUGUUUGGUCCUACGAUCCCCGAUCCAAGGUAUGGAGUCAGCUCGACUGUAUUGGCUACAUUCCUUCACCCCGAGAAGGACAUGCAGCAGCGCUUGUGGGAGACGUCAUGUAUAUUUUUGGCGGCCGGACAUCAGAGGGGGAGGACCUAGGCGAUUUGGCAGCAUUUAGGAUUUCUUCGCGGAGAUGGUACACCUUCCAGAACAUGGGGCCAUCACCAUCGCGGCGCUCAGGACAUUCCAUGACAACUUGUGGACAAAGGAUUAUUGUGCUUGGUGGAGAGCCUAGUAUGCCUUCAAGGAACCAGGAAGAGCUUCAGUACAUUUAUGUUCUCGAUACGGCGAAAAUCAGAUAUCCUACCGACCACCAACAUGGCAGCCCUACGGAUAGGAAUCAUGCACCCACUGAUAAGAGGAUUCAGGGGCUAAGGAGUGGAUCAGUAGAUGGACCAGGACCCGGCCCGGGCGACCCGAGGAGUCGGGGUGCGAAACAAGUCCCAAGGGAGGGAGUAACGGCUUCUGGAUCGCCGGGCUCAACCGGAUCAACGCCACUUGCUAGUAAUAAUACUUCUGGCAGCAGCGUAAACUCUCGGUUACCACGGGCGUCUAUGUCGCAAGCCCCUGCAGGACCCCCACCGACCCAACAAGCUCCACCACCAAAGGCCGGCGGCGUCCCUCCGGGCCCACGAAGUAGGACCCCUACUGGAUCGCCGGGUGUACCUGUGAACAACAAUAACACCAGGCUCAAGGACAAUGUUUCCCCCAUUCAGCCUCAGCCACGCGAUGGCCCAGCUGGCACGGCGAGUGGAAGGAGAACUCCUACGGCGCAGCAACGGAUGGGAUCUACUGAUGUUGUUUCAGGUCCUGCGCCAGCUCCGCAAGAGAGGUCAAGAUCUCGGCAGCAGGGACCGACGGGGCAGCAGCAACAGAGCGCCGACAAUGACCGCUCCCCAUCAACAGUCCCCAAUCAAUCUCCGAGCUCUCAACAGGACAAUCUUGCCGACGGUAGCUCAACGGUUGCGAGCCCUCGUAGCCCAUCCGGCACAGCAUCAGCCCCCAGAGGUUUAUCCCUGGCAGCGGAGGGCGGUGACCCGCCUGCGGGGGUCCCAGAGAAGAACUCUACCCCAAGCCAAGAAAUGGAACGACUCAAGCACCAGAAUGACUGGUAUUCCUCAGAGCUUGCACUCGCUAGAAGAGCGGGAUACACACCUCAGACCAACGGAAAUGCUAUCCUAGAUGAACGAGCGAACGAAUCGUUAGCAGAAGACGAUAGGCCUUUCAUUGAAGCUAUGCUAAUGCUUAAAGGUGAACUUUCCAGAGUCCAGGGUUCGGUGGAUACCCAAGCCGCUUUGGCUGCCAAACGUAUCCAGAACAUAGAACGCCAGAGGGAUGUCGCUAUUCAGGAGGCAGUUUAUGCGAAAGCAAAGUUGGCAGCCUUAGGUGGCAACAGCGCUGCGCCCACCGGCGACAAAUCCGCGGUAGACAUUGCCAACAUGGAUGCUGAGAAGAUGGCUGAUAUGAGCCGGAAACUCGCAUCCUCACUAGCAGCUCAGGCGGAACUGAGUGCCAGGGUCGAAGUUUUAACUGCCGAGAUAACUGCGGAGAGGAAGGCUCGCCAUCUCGCCGAUGAGACUGCAGCUGUUGCGCAAAGCCGUGUCACCGAAUUGGAUGAUUUCAGGAACCGCGCGGCAUCGGAGAUGGAGAGCCUUCGGGCAGAGCUACUUGAUGCUGAACGAGCGUUUCGGGACGAAGCUGCCGCACGCACUGAGGCCACUGCCGAGGCUAAACUUUUAAGAAUUGACCAGGACGAACUUUCGAUGAAGCUCAAAGAAGCUUUAGAAGACAACAGCAGCUACCAAGGUUUAAUGGGUGAAUUGAGGAAAGCCAUGGAGUCGAGCAGUGAGAGGAGCACUACCCUAGCAAGGCAACUUGAGGAGGAGCGAAUGGUCAAGGAAGGUUUGGAGAGAAAGCUGGCUCAGGUCAGGAGCGAGUAUGAGGAAAAGGUUGCGGAUCUCACAAGUGCCAACACACGACUAAGGGACGCGGAGGAACUUAUGGAGAAGUGUGCCGAAGAGGCUAGGGCUGCGCGCGCGGCGAUGGCUGCGGGGCUUCAGAAGGUAUCCGAGAGGGAAAUUAUGAGCGAUACUGGUGCGGCCGAUGAGCGUGUCAGAGUUCUCCAGGAUCAAGUGGCCUCUGCCAAUAGUCUACUUGCGAGGAGCAAAGCUCAAGCCGAUGAAACUGGCGAGAAACUUGCACAGGCUAUGCAGAGAGUUGCCGGUUUGGAGUUCCAACAGGGCCAGGCCAGCAAGGAUGCAAUAGCUCUUCGCAGACGGAUGGCGGAAGCUCUCGACGAAGUGCGACGACUAAAACAGGAGAAUGCAGAGAACAACGCUCGUCUUCUUGACCGUCAACUAGAAGUUGACUCCAUUACGACCAAACACAACGCUCUCAAGGAAAUUCUCGCCGAGCGCUCGAGUAUGGCCGGCUAUGAUAAGCGCCGUUCCCACAACCUUCAAAGCCCUAGUCCCUCCGGAACCGCGACCCCCGAGCAGAUCAAUCGCCUUCGUGAGCUCGAGACUCGUCUGGAGGAGAGUCUCCGUGCCCACCGUGAGACCAAGUCGACCGCGGAAAUGCAGGCACAAGAGGUAGAGAAGCACUUCCGUGAGAAGCUUGAACAACUCGAGAAUGAUUACCAGUCUGCUGUACACUACGUUAAAGGCACCGAGAAACUCCUGAAGCGUAUGAAGGAUGAGCUUGCAAAGAACAAGGCUCAGAACGCCAGACUCCACCUUGAACUCGAGGAGGCACAGAGAAAGAACAGCGAACGCUCAAGACAGGGAUCUGUUUCCGAGAUCGGGGCCGAGAGCUGGGAGAGCGAGCGAGCUUCACUCAAAAGGGAGAUCGACGACCUCCGAACAAAGGUCCGAGAAUCCGCCACUGCCCUCGACAAGCAGAUCCGUGAAUCCAAGGAAACCCUGGACUCCCUCCGAGAAGAGCGCGAUCAGUUCAAGAUUGGCCACAACCAGCUCCAGCUCCAGAUCAUGGACGUCUCUCAGCAACUCAGCGAAACGAGGCAGAUGGUUGAGAGGCUCGAGAUGGAAAACAAUCAGCUAGAGCGACGAGCCCAGGACGCGGAGGAGAGAGUCUCUUUCCUGCUUGAUCGUGUGGAGGAUUCAGUGGACGCCUAUCGGCGUAGCACCCGCUUGGAAGGCGCUAGUGGAUCCAUUGAAACGGGAUCCGCGCGGAGUAGCUUUUACGGAGCCGGGCCCGACGCAAGAAACAGCGUCGCCUUAGAUUCACUCGCCACGGAAUUGGAUGCUCUCCGCACCCAUUGGGAGAACACUAACAAAAACUACCGACUCAGCAGCACCUUUGACUUCGAGAAGACACCAACUUCCACCGAAGGUGGGGAGCUUUCGAGCAGUCUUGCUAUGUGGCGACAAAAGUUGCAGCAAGAGGAAAGUGAUGCGGCAAGGAGGAGCGAUAGCAGAGGGGAUGAGGCGAGAAGUCCUGUCUCAAGGUCUCAGCAGCAGCAGAACCACCUACAAGCUCAGCAGGAACCCGUAAUAGCGGGUGGUGUGAUAUGA
This is a messenger RNA of Tuber aestivum (summer truffle), 4832 nucleotides long. The record is from the annotation of a GenBank genome assembly. NCBI's taxonomy places the organism in Eukaryota, Fungi, Ascomycota, Pezizomycetes, Pezizales, Tuberaceae.